This is a messenger RNA of Cuscuta epithymum, 3900 nucleotides long. The record is from the annotation of a GenBank genome assembly. Lineage: Eukaryota; Viridiplantae; Streptophyta; Magnoliopsida; Solanales; Convolvulaceae.
UGGAAACCUAACCAAACAGCCCCUUGUUUUUAACUUCUUAAAGCUGCAACUGUUUGUGCUAUGAGUUUGUUAUUUCAGUUAUAAAAGUAGGGCGGGCGGCCUUUGUGGGUUUGUUACUUCAUUCAUCCUUCCAAAAUAUUUGUAUGUUAGUUGGCAUUGCACUAAUUUCUCCGUCGUUUUCUGAAUCCAGUUAGAUGCUUUUUUGUCUGAAUGAAUUCAAUGAAUAAUUCAUCAUUCCAUUCUCCAACCUUCCUACUCCAUCUCCUCUCAGUUUCAGUGGUGAUUUAUUUCGGGCAACUAUGGAGAAGACAGAUCACCAGCAAAAGUUAUAUACAAAGAUGAGGCUCUGGGAGUUUCCGGACAAAUAUGUCAUUGAGCCUUCUGAUGGAUCUUCUGGUUCACGUUUGGCAGUCAGUAGGGAAGAUGCUUCAAUGAGUUUAAUUGAUGAUAUACCGCAUUGCAGUUCACUACGUGUUCCUAAAAUUAAGGAAAUAUUUGGUGUUGUUGGGAUGCUAAAGCUUGUGGCAGGAUCAUACUUAAUAGUCAUAACGGAACGUGAACAUGUUGGUUCUUACAUGGGCCAUCCAAUUUUUAGAGUUGCAUCAUUGAAGGUGUUACCAUGUGACCAUUCUCUCAAGAACUCUCCGAUAGAACAGAAAAAAAUGGAAGCCGAGUUUUCCGCUCUACUAAAUGUUGCAGAGAGCACUCUAGGCCUGUACUUUUCUUAUGAAGUCAAUAUAACACUGAGUUCACAAAGAUUAAAUGAUUUGGGUGAAUCUAAACUGCUUCCUCUUUGGAGACAGGCAGACCCUCGGUUUGUUUGGAACAACUACAUCAUGGAAGUUCUUAUUGAUAGCAAGCUUGACCCCUUCUUGCUUCCCGUUCUCCAGGGAAGUUUUCACAACUUCCAAGCAGCCAUUGGAAAAGAUAUUAUUGAUGUUACACUGAUUGCACGAAGGUGCAAUAGAAGAACUGGAACACGGAUGUGGAGGAGAGGUGCUGAUUCUGAUGGAUAUGUUGCAAAUUUUGUGGAAAGUGAACAAAUCUUGUUAAUGAAUGGAUUUACAGCAUCAUUUGUUCAGGUCCGAGGGUCGAUCCCUUUAUUGUGGGAUCAGAUUGUUGAUUUGACAUAUAAGCCCAAGUUUGAAAUAGUCAGACAAGAGGAAGCACCUCGGGUUAUUGAGAGGCACUUUUUGGAUCUGAGAAAGAAAUAUGGGAAUGUGAUUGCCGUUGAUCUUGUCAAUAAGCUAGGAGGAGAGGGACGCUUAAGUGAAAGGUUCUGCAAUGCAAUGCAGCAUAGUGCUAGUGAAGAAGUGAAAUACUUGCACUUCGAUUUUCAUCACAUGUGUGGGCAUGUUCACUUUGAGAAUCUCUCAAUACUUUAUGACCAAAUUGAAGGCUUCCUCACCAAAAACAGGUACUUUCUACUGAAUGAAAAAGGUGAGAAAGUUGAGACACAACUUGGAGUUGUGAGGACUAAUUGCAUAGAUUGCUUAGAUCGAACAAAUGUCACUCAGAGCAUGAUUGGUAGGAAAAUGCUGGAAUUCCAAUUCAAAAGGCUUGGUAUUUUUAGUGCUGAUGAAACGAUUAGCAGCCACCCAAAUCUUGAUGAGAGCUUCAAAAAAUUGUGGGCUGAUCAUGGUGAUGACAUAAGUAUCCAAUAUUCCGGAACUCCCGCUUUAAAGGGAGAUUUUGUGAGAUGUGGUCAAAGAACAGCCCAAGGGAUUAUGGCCGAUGGCUACAAUGCCCUGAAACGCUACUACUUGAACAACUUCCAAGACGGUACGAAACAGGAUGCAAUUGAUUUAUUGCAAGGGCAUUAUAUUGUCUCCGUUGCACGAGACACAAUGCAGUCAUCUCAGCGGGGAGGCAUUGAAGCUGUUGCUUCGUUUCCAGUGGCUUUUGCACUGAUCAUGCUCGGGUUGUUUCUGGCUGCAUUGUCGCUAAGACAAGUUCGAAAUGAUCCUUGGAACCUUUUAUUUUCAAUGAUUUGGGCAAGCAUGAGUGUGGGUAUAGCUGCAUUUGUGAAAGCCAAUGGCCGUGCUUUCUGCAAUCGCCCACGCCUCCACCAACCCAGACGCUGAAAUAACAAUAACAAUAAGUUUUAUUUUGGAUACAGUAUCUUAUUGUGUAAAUCUACAACAGAUACUUCAUUGAAUUUUAUAAAGAACAACCUAAUAUUUUGAAUUCUGUAGUUUAUGCAUAUACUUUGAUUAUUGUACUGAUCCGAAAAACUGUAUGCAUCCAACAACUCGCCAUUAAAACUAAAUAGUUCAGGUGCUGUUUGAGCAUUUUGCCUGGGAUCUUAGUCUUUGGACAUCUCCAUAGCUUCAAUUUGACCCAAUAUUUCCACAACUUGUUUCAUAGAAGGCUGUUGCUUAGGUUCUUCAUGUAGGCAUCUUAGAGUAAGUUCAGAGGCUUGUAAAACUGCGUUGGAGUGAUACUGACCAUCUAUCCUACAUUACGGACUUUAGCUUUUUCCCAUGUGACCAUUGGUUUUGCCCAUUUUACCAAGUUUUCUUGCCCAGAAGGUCUUUGGGAAUUCAAUGCUCUUUGGCCAGUCAAUAUUUCUAGCAGGACCACACCAAACCCAUACAUGUCGCUCUAUACAUAUAGGUGUCCCCUGUACAUAUCAAAAUGGAAAAAUUAACAAGAAUAAUCCCAUUUUUCACUGGUCUUCUCAUAAUAAUCCCACCUUUACAUAAUCCCAAAAUAAUUCCAUCUUUGCACUCCAUCUUCUUUCAUUGGACCCUGGCCAAGUUUUUUAUCCUUCUUUGAAAAUCUUAUAUAAAUAAUCUCACAUUUAUAAGGAUAUAAUAAAAAAGUGAAAGGUGGGAUUAUUUAUAUGAUUUUCAAAGAAAGAGUAAAAAACAUGGUCAGAGUCCAAUGAAAGAAGAUGAGGUGCAAAGGUGGGAUUAUUUUCGAAUUAUAUAAAGAUGAGAUUAUUAUGAGAAGACCACUGAAAUGUGAGAUUAUUCUUGUCAAUUUUUUCAAUCAAAAUUACCACUUCAUUCAAAAUUAAAAAAAUGACACAUUUGGUCCCCGAAAGUCUUAUUCAACUAUUUUUUUAAAAUUAUAAAAAUGACUACAUACACAAUACUCCCCCCGUCCCGUUUAAAGGUUCCCAUUUUCCUUUUUUGGAAGUCUCACUUAAAAGUUCUCACUUUCUAUUUUAGGAAACAAUUAACACUCUUAAAUAACAAUUUAAUCAUCAAAUAUUAAAAAUAAUACAUUUAUAACAUUACAGUUAUCAUCAAAAUUAUUUCUCAAAAUAUAUUCGAAUUAGCAUAUUUUAUUAUUGUUUAAAUAAUCGUGUCAUUUUGCCAUAGAAACCUUUAAAUGGGACGGAGGUAGUAUCAUAUUAGGGAUAAAUGAUUUUAUAUCCAUGUUGUUUGAAUAAUUUUAUUCAUUUUUGUUAGAUAUAGUAUUCAUUUAAUUAUAUCUAUAUUGUUCAAGUUAUUUUAGAAGAAUGUGUUAUUUUUUAAUACGUGGCAUGUUGAACUGCUUAAUUAUACUAAUGAUAAUUAUGGUUCAAUAUUGAAUAUGGCAUCAACUCCGCCAUGAGAUCAUUGUUUUUGGUAUCAUGUCUGUCUCAAGUCAGGAUAAAGGAGGAGGGUGUUGUGGUAGGCGCGUGACAGCCAACAGUAUCACCUAGUCACAUCACAUUCUUUUUUUUCCUUUUGGUGAUAUCAUGUAUUGAUUCAUGUUAGCCGACCUCAAUAUCUUUUGGGACUAAGGCUUGGAUGUUGUUGUUGUAUUGAAUAUGACAUCAAUGGAUUAUCAAUUGUAUUUUGUAACAUUUUAAUAAUGGAUUAGAUAUGUCGCUAGUAACAUCGAUUUAGUAUAUUUUGUUAGUCUAUGAUAAUUUGUUGUAUUGGGAGACAUGCAUGGUAAUUUACC